Molecule: messenger RNA, 999 nt
Organism: Callorhinchus milii (elephant shark)
Lineage: Eukaryota; Metazoa; Chordata; Chondrichthyes; Chimaeriformes; Callorhinchidae
Product: C-reactive protein-like
Source: RefSeq, a predicted model, not a curated record
AUAGGUCAGCGCAGUGAGGUCUCCACGCGUACACGUCAGCCCCAUUCUGUCUCUCUGUCUGUCCAGCAAGUUCAGGGUGUCAGUGCUUGAGGUGUCUGUGCUCUUCCACCACCAUGAAGAGUCUCCUGCUGAUUGUGGCCUCCUGUCUGCUCUCAGGUUUGGCUUCUGCAGAUGAGGAUCGUCAGGGGCUGAUCGGCGAGUCCCUGAUCUUCUCGACUCCCAGCGACACCAACCAUGUCCUCCUCACUCCGAGCCGAGACAUGGACCUGAAGAACUUCACUCUGUGCCUGCGCGUCAACACAGAGAGCCCCCGGCAGCACGUUCUCUUCUCCUACGCCACCCAGAGCAGCCCCAGUGAGCUGCUGCUCAAACGGGAGGACGAGACCACGGUCAGCCUGACCGUGUCCGGAGUCAAGAUCCCUUUCCUUGUCCGCUCCAGCCAGCUGAGCUCCUGGGUCCACGUGUGCGCCAGGCGCGACAUGAUGGCCAAGCAAGUCAUCCUCCACAUCAACGGCAGACCCAGCGUACGCAAGGCCUUGGAGCCGUCCAACCCCAUCAAGCCAGGGGAAGUGGUCUUGGGGCAGGAGCAAGGCAGAGUCGGAGGAGGCUUCCAGCAAGAGAAAUGCCUCGUGGGCGAAAUCGCUGACGUCCAUCUCUGGGACCACAUCCUGACCACCAGCACCAUCCGUGCCAUCAGCAUGGGAGACCCCAUCUACAGGGGCAACGUGAUAGACUGGUUGACCGUCAAGCACACCAUCAAGGGUCAGGUCAAGUCUCUGCGCACCACGUCUGUGAACUGAGCCAGUGCCUGGCAGGGCUGGGAUGGGCAGGGCUGGGCGGAGCAGUCCAGGGAGCUCUGUCGUCAGGCAAAUACCUGAAGGAAGUGCCAAGCUCUUCACAGUCCGAAGGACAGCUUGUUCUUUUUCCGCCUGUGAUGGUGUCAAUUCAACACCUGACAUCUGUUAAGAUCUAACCAAUAAAUCACCAAGAUAGCUCUCA